AUGUUUGGAGAACAUAGCUGGAGAGGGUUCUGGGAGUUCUUCUACUCCCUUCUACCUUCCCCGAGGAAGAAGGGAGUAGAACUUGGAGAGGCAGCAGCUGGCGUAACCAAGAAGCCGGGAGAGGCAGCAGCUGGCGUAACCAAGAAGCCGGGAGAGGCAGCAGCUGGCGUAACCAAGAGGCCGGGAGAGGCAGCAGCUGGCGUAACCAAGAGGCCGGGAGAGGCAGCAGCUGGCGUAACCAAGAGGCCGGGAGAGGCAGCAGCUGGCGUAACCAAGAAGCCGGGAGAGGCAGCAGCUGGCGUAACCAAGAGGCCGGGAGAGGCAGCAGCUGGCGUAACCAAGAAGCCGGGAGAGGCAGCAGCUGGCGUAACCAAGAGGCCGGGAGAGGCAGCAGCUGGCGUAACCAAGAGGCCGGGAGAGGCAGCAGCUGGCGUAACCAAGAAGCCGGGAGAGGCAGCAGCUGGCGUAACCAAGAGGCCGGGAGAGGCAGCAGCUGGCGUAACCAAGAGGCCGGGAGAGGCAGCAGCUGGCGUAACCAAGAAGCCGGGAGAGGCAGCAGCUGGCGUAACCAAGAAGCCGGGAGAGGCAGCAGCUGGCGUAACCAAGAAGCCGGGAGAGGCAGCAGCUGGCGUAACCAAGAAGCCGGGAGAGGCAGCAGCUGGCGUAACCAAGAAGCCGGGAGAGGCAGCAGCUGGCGUAACCAAGAAGCCGGGAGAGGCAGCAGCUGGCGUAACCAAGAAGCCGGGAGAGGCAGCAGCUGGCGUAACCAAGAAGCCGGGAGAGGCAGCAGCUGGCGUAACCAAGAGGCCGGGAGAGGCAGCAGCUGGUGUAACCAAGAAGCCGGGAGAGGCAGCAGCUGGUGUAACCAAGAAGCCGGGAGAGGCAGCAGCUGGCGUAACCAAGAAGCCGGGAGAGGCAGCAGCUGGCGUAACCAAGAAGCCGGGAGAGGCAGCAGCUGGCGUAACCAAAAAGCCGGGAGAGGCAGCAGCUGGCGUAACCAAGAAGCCGGGAGAGGCAGCAGCUGGCGUAACCAAGAGGCCGGGAGAGGCAGCAGCUGGUGUAACCAAGAAGCCGGGAGAGGCAGCAGCUGGUGUAACCAAGAAGCCGGGAGAGGCAGCAGCUGGCGUAACCAAGAAGCCGGGAGAGGCAGCAGCUGGCGUAACCAAGAAGCCGGGAGAGGCAGCAGCUGGCGUAACCAAGAAGCCGGGAGAGGCAGCAGCUGGCGUAACCAAGAAGCCGGGAGAGGCAGCAGCUGGCGUAACCAAGAAGCCGGGAGAGGCAGCAGCUGGCGUAACCAAGAGGCCGGGAGAGGCAGACCACAUAACUGGGACAUUUGCGGCAGCAACCACCCGUGCUCCGACGUCGUAG
Procambarus clarkii (red swamp crayfish) is the source of this 1368-nucleotide messenger RNA. RefSeq names its product collagen alpha-4(IV) chain-like. NCBI's taxonomy places the organism in Eukaryota, Metazoa, Arthropoda, Malacostraca, Decapoda, Cambaridae. Gene Ontology annotation, biological process: extracellular matrix organization. The record is from RefSeq and is a predicted model, not a curated record. Gene Ontology annotation, cellular component: extracellular matrix.